This is a messenger RNA of Echinops telfairi (small Madagascar hedgehog), 1080 nucleotides long. It is a transcript of the gene TCF23, whose product is annotated as transcription factor 23. Bases 71 to 703 code for a protein of 210 amino acids. The transcript is spliced from 3 exons. NCBI's taxonomy places the organism in Eukaryota, Metazoa, Chordata, Mammalia, Afrosoricida, Tenrecidae. Gene Ontology annotation, biological process: regulation of transcription by RNA polymerase II; developmental process. The record is from RefSeq and is a predicted model, not a curated record. Gene Ontology annotation, molecular function: DNA-binding transcription factor activity, RNA polymerase II-specific; protein dimerization activity; RNA polymerase II transcription regulatory region sequence-specific DNA binding.
GCUCCCGCAGACACAGGGCUCCUGUCCCGGGUCCCGGGGUGGUGGCAGCACCACACUCCAGGAGGGUGGCAUGUCACGGAGGGAUGCUGGAAGACCACCAGCCAUGCCAGGAGUGGGACACAGAAAGGCCAAGGCCCGGGUGCUCCCUGGCAUUGGCAGGAGGAGGAACUGCCUGAGCAGAACAAGGCAGGAUCCGUGGGAAGAGGCGAGCUGGAGCAAACAGAAGUGGAGCCGAGCUGGCCCCGGCCCUCAAGGGCCCGGGCGGAGGAACCUGGCCAGUGGCAGGAGCGAGGCCAGUCCUGAGAACGCAGCGCGGGAGCGCAGCCGGGUGAAGACCCUGCGCCAGGCCUUCCUGGCCCUGCAGGCCACUCUGCCUGCAGUGCCACCGGACACCAAGCUCUCCAAGCUGGACGUGCUGGUGCUGGCCACCAGCUACAUCGCCCACCUCACCUGCACGCUCGGCCACGAGUUGCCUGGCCCGGCCUGGCCACCCUUCCUGCGUGGACUACGCUACUUGCACCCCCUCAAGAAAUGGCCCAUGCGCUCUUCUCUCUAUGCCGGAGGCCUGGCGGGUGUUGGCCUUGCCUCCGCCUCAGCCACUACCUCAGGCCUAAGGAGCAGGGAUGCAGAGGCAGAGCCCCCCAGCUCUGGAGAGACAGCUGCUCUACUCCCUUCCCAGGCCUCUCACCACCCCAGCUCUUAGUGACAAAUGACCAUCAUACUAGCCCAUCUUUCCCCGGAUUGUGACUCCAGCUCAUCUCGGCUCCGGAUCUUCCUCUCCGGCCCACCUGCCUUCUCUCGGACUCUCAGCUGUCGGAUCUGACGCAGCGGCGGCGGAGGCUCUGAGUGCAGACACAUUGCCCAAGGAGGCAGCAGGAGCUGGGAGCAGGCAGGCAGGGUGUCUGUCAGGGGCAGGGUUCAUAUACUAGGAGGAAGGGAGGGAGGCAGGACUGGAAGUUGAGUUCACUUGUCUUCGCUGAGCUUCCCAUAAGCCCUCUGGGGAAAUCAGGAAAGGCAGAAGCUCCCAGGUGACUGCAGAAGUGGGGCCUCGAGUGGCAGCAGCUCAGGGUGCUGACAGGA